Helicoverpa armigera (cotton bollworm) is the source of this 744-nucleotide messenger RNA. RefSeq lists its product as uncharacterized. The record is from RefSeq and is a predicted model, not a curated record. NCBI's taxonomy places the organism in Eukaryota, Metazoa, Arthropoda, Insecta, Lepidoptera, Noctuidae. The transcript has 2 exons. Bases 123 to 689 code for a protein of 188 amino acids.
CUCACGUACUUGUCAGACAAGGACGAUCAGUAUUUGUCUAUCGGUUUAUUAGUUUAUUUUCAUAAACCAAUAUUAAUUGGGAGUAAACUUAUUUGUAUGAAUUGAAUGGGUUGAGAACAGAAAUGAAGGUGCUAAUCGCGUUCGCAUUAUUCCUGGCUGCAGUUAUACCAUUGGAUGGAGAGAACAACGUCGUCAGCGGUGAUGAUAAAAAAUCAAGAAAGCAUUAUGGGUUGAGUUAUCAUAACAAAUGCAAAGAUUUUGUUAAAACUUUUACAUGCAUGACUUCAUGUAAAAGCAUUGGCUUCCAAGUAUUUAGGAUGGAUUUCAAAUGUAAAUGUUAUUGUCACGAGUUGAAGACUACGACAAUAUUACCUUUCUUUAAGUGGCGAACUAAUGGUACCACGAAGACCUGGGCAAAGACUCAUAGCCCGAGUUUAUACCACGUUGUUGGCACCCUGUCGCCUGCGACCUAUCCUGACUAUGGAGACCUGGAGGGUAAUGAUACAAUGGCUAACGACACGAGCACUGGUAACGACACGACGAGUGUCGCAGCAGGCGGCGAGAACAGCACGGAGGCGGCGGGCGGGGACAGCACAGGCGAGAUUGAUGGGGCCGGUGGCAACGGCACCGAUGGCACCGGUGCCGCUGCCACCGGUGGCGCAGCCGACGCAACAACCCUCGCAGCAUAAAUCCAAAGUUUAUUAUUGAAAGGAAAUAAAAUUAAAUAUUCCGAUCUUCUAAUGA